UCAUGUGACGGGGGCGGUGGUGGUCGGCACUGAGUCUGGCUUUGGUGGCGGAGCGGCGCUGCCGGGGUCGGGGAUGGCGGUCGACAUCAAGUUAAAGCGGGCGAACAAGGUGUAUCGUGAGGGGGAAACACUCUCUGGAGUGAUUAUUUUAUCCAGUAAAGAGCCCAUCCAACACCAAGGUAUCACCUUGACCAUGGACGGUGCCGUUAGCCUCCAGCUCAGUGCAAAGAGUGUUGGUGUAUUUGAAGCUUUCUACAAUUCUGUGAAACCUAUCCAGCUUAUCAGCAAUAAUAUAGAAGUAGCCAAAGCAGGAAAGCUUCCCAGUGGCCGGACAGAAAUCCCUUUUGAAUUCCCACUGAAAGUGAAAGGCGGUAAAAUCCUCUAUGAGACGUAUCAUGGGGUGUUUGUAAAUAUACAGUACACACUCCGGUGUGACAUGCGACGACCACUCCUUGCGAAGGACUUGAUGAAGAGCUGUGAAUUUAUUGUGCAUUCGCUGCCUCAGAAAGGGAGGUUAACCCCCACCCCUGUGGAUUUCAGCAUCACCCCUGAGUCCCUGCAGAAUGUCAGAGAGAGGACGCCGCUGCCUGGAUUCAAAAUCCGCGGCCGCCUCGACUCCACAAACUGCAUCAUCACCCAGCCACUGACUGGCGAGUUAGUGGUGGAGAAUCUGGAUGUGCCUGUCAAAAGCAUUGAGCUUCAGCUGGUUCGGGUGGAAACUUGUGGUUGUGCAGAAGGUUACGCCAGAGAUGCCACAGAAAUUCAGAACAUCCAGAUAGCUGAUGGCAACGUUUGUCAAGAUUUGGCCAUACCUAUCUACAUGGUGUUUCCCCGACUCUUUACUUGUCCCACGCUGGAAACAACAAAUUUCAAAGUCGAAUUUGAGGUGAAUAUUGUGGUGGUUCUCCAGGACGAUCACCUGAUCACCGAAAAUUUCCCGCUUUAAAAUCUACCGUUUUUGAGUUCUGCAUGGACAGAGCUACUGAUUUGAUGUGCAGCAUCAGAGUUGACUAAAGACUUUCACUUGUUGGAAAACCUAUUUGCAUUCCAUUCUGAGAAGCUCAUUUCCUAUAAAACCUGGCUUGUGUAUUUGAGAACUGGAUAAUUUUUCUUAUUUAAAAAAAAAUAAAUAUUUUGCACAGUUGUCUUUU
Messenger RNA from Pristis pectinata (smalltooth sawfish), 1151 nucleotides. It is a transcript of the gene vps26c, whose product is annotated as VPS26 endosomal protein sorting factor C. The transcript is spliced from 8 exons. The record is from RefSeq and is a predicted model, not a curated record. The coding region runs from base 74 to 946 and encodes 290 amino acids. NCBI's taxonomy places the organism in Eukaryota, Metazoa, Chordata, Chondrichthyes, Rhinopristiformes, Pristidae. Gene Ontology annotation, biological process: intracellular protein transport. Gene Ontology annotation, cellular component: endosome.